AUGCUGCUGCUGCUGCUGCAGGAGGAAGAGGAGGAGGAGGAGGAGGAGGAUGAGGUAAACUUUAAUAUCACACAGUAACAGUGCGUCUGUGUUCUGCACUCUGUGGUGUUUUUUUGUUUAGCUAUCUGAUCCUGUGGAGUUUCAUUCACAGAGAUGUUACGUCACAGCCGUCUGCGUGGGAAAACCUCACAGCUUCAGAUGUGGAGACGAUGUCGUCUUCCAGAAGAAGAACGGAUGGAAAUGUUCUCAGAAAUUGAGGUUGAUCUGA
Xyrichtys novacula (pearly razorfish) is the source of this 268-nucleotide messenger RNA. Lineage: Eukaryota; Metazoa; Chordata; Actinopteri; Labriformes; Labridae. The record is from the annotation of a GenBank genome assembly.